CGCCCUCUCCCGAGGCGGCCUGGGCCGGGCUCCUUGAAUGGCUUUCGCUUUCCGAGCGGAAGUGGACGGAGGCCCCCGGAGAAAGCGCCGCGCCCGGCGGUCACAGCUGCUGCCGCCGCUGCCGCCGCCUCCCCGCGCAGGUGCCCGGUCGGCUAUCCUGGCGGCGGCGGCGGCGGCGCGGCGUCUCGGCGGCCUUGCGGAGCCAUGGGCGGCGCGGGCGCGGGGCCGGACUGGCGGGACUCGCUGCCCUACUACUACUGCGUCAAGUUCGCGCUCUCGGCGUCCUCCACCCUCUUCUCGAUGAUCGGCCUUUUCAUCUUCUGUGUGGGCAUUUAUGCCGAAGUAGAAAGACAGAAGCACCGGACCCUGGAAGGGUUGUUCCUCGCCCCAGCAGUCAUUCUCAUCCUCCUGGGCCUCACAAUCUUUGCUGUUUCUUUUAUUGGCAUGGUGGGCUCCCUCCGAGACAACCGGAUGCUGCUGAAAACCUUCUUCUGGGUCCUCUUGGCCAUUUUCUUCACUGAGUUGCUGCUGCUGCUGGUCGAAAUCACCUUCGAGAAGCAGAUGAAUGCAAUGUUCCAUUCCAGCAUUCAGGAUGGAAUAAGGCACUAUUAUGACGACUUGGAUUUCAAAAAUAUUUUGGAUUAUGUUCAGCAAAAGUUUUCCUGCUGUGGAGGUGAUGAAUUCAGUGACUGGCAUGUGAAUCCAUACCAUUCAUGCAAUGGCAGUGGCCCUCUGGCCUGUGGAGUGCCCUACACGUGCUGUAUUAGGAAGGCUCCCGGAGAAGUCAUCAACACUCUGUGUGGAUACCAGACACUAAAUCAAGAGCGACUGGAGUUGGUGAACACCAUCUACGUACGUGGCUGCAUCCAUGCAGUGAGCUUUUGGUUCAAAGACAAUUUUGAAGCUACUUUAGCGAUUGUUUGCUCUUUGCUCCUCCCUCAGGUCUUUGGCUUGGUGAUGGCCUGGCUACAUUGGCAAAAGCUCAAUGAGAUUCAUUCCCAAAUGGACACCGUGGACUUCAGGCAACUAGACUGGAGCAACUUCAAUUUUGCUACUCUGGACCUCACGGGGGCCGGCUGGUGCUGGUGUUUGCCUCGAGAAGGCGGUUACAUCCCAGUCUGUGACAAAGACGAUGGGAACGAGGUGGAGACUGCCAUUAGCCACGGCCAAAGUGUUUACAUGCGAUGGUGGACUUGGGCCACGAUGUGGCAUCCUGUCACCAAUCAGAUGCACCUUAGUGACCCUGUUGUGGACAAGCAAAGGAUCUACAAUGAACUGUUAUUAGAGGAUAAAGUGUGUUACCUUUACUGAGCAGGAGCAGAAGGCCUGAAAAGGAGGUGCCUUCUGCAUUAGUGAAAAUCUCACAGCAACAUGGGCUGUUAAAUAAAUAUCUUCCUUAGGAAAUGCACUCAUUUUGAAAAAAGGCCUGUAUUGACGAGGUACAGAAACUCUUGUAAAAUCUUGUUCUUUUCUAGUCAUGCUGCUUUUGAAUUUUGCUGUAUAUAUUCUUUGCUUCUGUUUUUCAUGAUUUGUAUAAGCCCCGAUUUGUAAUCCGGAUACCUUGAUAGUGUAGCGGCUAUGAUCGAUUUUGACUGAUCAAUUGAUUGAUUAAAUAAAUAAAUGGUUGGACAUGGA
Molecule: messenger RNA, 1635 nt
Organism: Crotalus tigris (Tiger rattlesnake)
Lineage: Eukaryota; Metazoa; Chordata; Lepidosauria; Squamata; Viperidae
Product: tetraspanin-15-like
Exons: 9
Coding region: 205-1311 (368 amino acids)
Cellular component (GO): membrane
Source: RefSeq, a predicted model, not a curated record